Messenger RNA from Eucalyptus grandis, 938 nucleotides. RefSeq names its product activating signal cointegrator 1. Gene Ontology annotation, molecular function: transcription coactivator activity. The transcript is spliced from 6 exons. Gene Ontology annotation, biological process: positive regulation of DNA-templated transcription. Gene Ontology annotation, cellular component: nucleus. Lineage: Eukaryota; Viridiplantae; Streptophyta; Magnoliopsida; Myrtales; Myrtaceae. The record is from RefSeq and is a predicted model, not a curated record.
UUGUCGAAAGCCGAAGAAGGAACAGCGAUGCAGAGUCGGAACCAGGGGAAUUACCGGAACCCGUGCCUGACAUUGCACCAGCCACGGGCUUCUCUGCUCGUGUACGGGAUCAAGCGCAUCGAGGGCAGGUAUUGGCCUGCCCCAAUUCGAGACCGCCUUUGGAUCCACGCUGCCAGAAAAAUUCCAGAUGAAUCCACGAUCAAAGCCAUGGAGCAGUUCUCCAGGGAGAUUUAUGCGGUGAGUGGGAUUACUGAAAUUAAGCUCCCUGAGCACUAUCCUGUCUAAAGACUACUAGGAAUUCAAAGAGAGAGCUAUCCAUGUAUCGAAGUUGAUGGCUGUGUCCAAGCCGAUGAACGAGCUGGCUGGAAUGUGUUGCCUGAAGGGGUAAGGCUGGAAGCACAAACAGAUUAUUGCUGGCUCUGCGAACAGCCACUGGCGUUACUGAAAUUACUCAUUCCAUUUGAGAUGCGAGGGUACCAGAAGAUCUGCAACUUGGAAAAGAAGAUAUAUGAAGCUGCAGCCAGAGUUCUUACUAUAGUGGGAAGUCCACCGCCUGUGAAUUUUCCUCUUCCAAAUCCACGUGAUCUUUUUUCAUUGAAGCCAGGUUGCCUAUUACUACAUGUAUCUGAAUCUGAACAGAGUGAACCAGGGAAAUCAUCGAGUCUCAGUGCUGCCGUAGCUGGUGCACGAGCUGCUGCCACUCAGUUUUCAAAGAACCAAAUUCGUAGUACAUCUUUUUCGACGAGAACAAGUGCGAUGACUACUGAGAUUGAGCAAUCAUCUUAAUCUAGGGAAGUGCCUCUCUUAUGGUAUUCCUCUUACUCUGUUUUUGCUCUGUUUUAAUGAGCAGGACAUCCUUGGAUCCUGAGUGGAGGAGAGACUGUGGAUUUGCCUGAUCUCACCUUAAGAAAAGGUUCAUGUAUCUCUGAGAAGCACAU